Messenger RNA from Salvelinus namaycush (lake trout), 1122 nucleotides. RefSeq names its product transmembrane protein 198-B-like. The coding region runs from base 1 to 1122 and encodes 373 amino acids. NCBI's taxonomy places the organism in Eukaryota, Metazoa, Chordata, Actinopteri, Salmoniformes, Salmonidae. The transcript has 4 exons. Gene Ontology annotation, cellular component: cytoplasmic vesicle; plasma membrane. The record is from RefSeq and is a predicted model, not a curated record. Gene Ontology annotation, biological process: positive regulation of canonical Wnt signaling pathway.
AUGACGUCCACGCUGCAAACGCUGGGGCUCAAACUGGCCCAGCCCCCUCAGGACCUAAACCCUGAGCGGUUGGACGGCUGCGAGGAGACGGGCCGGCGCUAUAAAGUGGUUCCAUCCAUCGUGUGCUCCAUGUGUUGCCUCUUCGGCAUCAUCUACUGCUUCUUUGGGUACCGUUGUUUCAAGGCGGUGAUGUUCCUGACGGGCCUGAUGUUCGGCUCCAUCGUCAUCUUCAUGUUGUGUUAUAAGGAGCGCGUCCUGGACACCCAGCUCAGUGUUGAGGCCUCUGUGGGCAUCGGCCUUGGCAUCGGCACCCUCUGCGGCCUGGUCACCAUGCUGGUUCGCUCCGUGGGUCUCUUCAUGGUGGGUCUCCUCCUGGGCCUCUUGGUGGCUGUGGCUACCCUGGUGGGCAUGGAAGAGCUGUCGAACAGCCCCCCGAGGUCGGUCUGGGUCCCCCUAGGGGUGCUGCUCGGCCUGGGCAUGCUGUUCGCCGUUCUCACCCUCCAAUGGCAGCGUUUCUUCACCACCGUGUCCACGGCCGUGUUCGGGGCAGCGGUGAUCACCGUGGCGCUGGACUACUUUGUGGAGCUGUUUGCCCUGGUGUUGUACCUGUAUGAGAGGGUGAAAGCGGCGCCCAGAGGGAGACCGGUCUGCUGGAUCACCUGGGUGGUGCUGGGGGUGUGGCCUGUUCUGACGCUCCUGGGGGUGCUAAUACAGUGGAAGGUGACAGCAGAGGGAUACUCCCACACCAAGGUGAUAAUCAGUCGUCAGCAGCGGCGGGUCCAGCUGAUGCGUAUCCGUCAAAAGGAGGAGCGGAGGGACCGCAGCAGGAAGAAGAAGAAUAAGCAACAGAGAGACUCCACCCACAGCUCUCACCCUCCCAAACCCCUGCACCCCGAGCCCGCCUAUCGCAGGAAACCCAACCCUAUACGACGCUUUGACGGGGACGUCCUAUCGCCUAGUUACAUCCAGAGUUUCCGGGACAGGCAGGUGGAGGCUAGGCCGUAUCCUGGAGGGGGCAGACUGAUGGGGGGAGGAGGGGCUCACACCAGUGUGGAUGUGGACUAUGACUGUGGCUCCACCACGCCCCUCACUGCGGCUGCAGGCCCCUUACUACGAGUCUGA